AAACAACCAAAACUAGUCAAGGACCCCUGCCCUCUUUCGAUCUGCUUCUCCUCUCUGGGCCGUCAUCGCAGUUCUCUUCUCCUCGCCUUCUCUCGGCUAGCCAAGGAGACCGUUCGUAUCGAACUAAAUCGACCGAGAAGGUUUCGAUCUAGGAGAAACGGAGGAUGGCGCUGGCCCUAAGCUCCGCCGGCGACGGGCACGACGGUGGUUUGGCGACGGCUACGGCGGG
Molecule: messenger RNA, 229 nt
Organism: Linum tenue
Lineage: Eukaryota; Viridiplantae; Streptophyta; Magnoliopsida; Malpighiales; Linaceae
Source: the annotation of a GenBank genome assembly